CCCCCUUCCUCAUCAGGCUCCCACAAGAUGAUCGCUAUCCCUUCCCUUCGCAACAGCAUGGCUGCCACUGCGCGCCCAGUGCUGCGAUCCGCUACCGCUUCUUCUUCCACCCGUGCAUUCUCACUCACAGUGUCCAGGGCCUAUGCAUCUGCUGCCCCUACCAGUGCAUACUCCAAGAAGCCCGGAAACGAUGGAAAGUACUUGGUCACUCUGGUUCCUGGUGAUGGUAUCGGCCCAGAGGUAUCUGAUGCAGUCAAGUCGAUCUACAAGGCUGCUGAUGUGCCGAUCAAGUGGGAGGAAGUCGAUGUCACCCCUGAGAUCCGAGAUGGCCGAAGCAGAAUUCCCUUGAAGGCAGAGGAGUCUAUCAAGAAGACCACGCUGGCAUUGAAGGGUCCCCUCGCAACUCCCAUUGGAAAGGGACACGUCUCUCUCAACCUCACUCUCCGUCGUACAUUCUCCCUCUUCGCCAACGUCCGUCCCUGCCGCUCCAUCGAGGGCUACAAGACCCCCUACGACAAUGUCGACACUGUGCUGAUCCGAGAGAACACCGAGGGAGAGUACUCUGGUAUCGAGCACGAGAUCGUAGACGGUGUGGUGCAGUCGAUCAAGCUCAUCACCCUCGAGGCUUCGGAGCGAGUGGCUCGCUACGCCUUCCAUCACGCCCAGCAAAACGGUCGUAACCGUGUCACUGCCGUGCACAAGGCCAACAUCAUGAAGAUGUCCGACGGUAUGUUCCUGCACGCCUGCCGACAGGUGGCCAAGGAGUACCCGGACAUUACCUACGACGAGGACCUGUUGGACCGAGCCUGCCUGCGCAUCGUGCAAGACCCUUCGCCAUACUCGGACCGAGUCAUGGUGAUGCCCAACCUCUACGGAGACAUUCUCUCCGACAUGUGCGCCGGUUUGAUCGGUGGACUGGGUCUGACCCCUUCGGGCAACAUCGGCAAGGACGCGAGCAUCUUCGAGGCCGUGCACGGUUCCGCCCCCGACAUUGCCGGCAAGGACAUGGCCAACCCCACUGCCCUGCUGCUCAGCUCCAUCAUGAUGCUUAGGCACAUGGGUCUGUUCGACAAGGCAGACCAAAUUGAGUCGGCCAUUUUCAAGACUAUUGCCAAUGGAGAGACGACGGGUGACUUGGGUGGAAAGCUGGGCACAAAGAAGUUCACCGAGAAGAUCAUCUCGAGGUUGUAGAGGGAGACAGUGGAGGUGAGUCCGAGGGGGAAUUUGUUUAUCGAUUCGCGUAAUGCCGAUGAGGUAUGCAAAACGCGAAGAAAACAUAGGACGGCGACGUAGGAGAUUGUUGCUCGCCGAGUAGACGAAACACAACGGUGCUCAAUACCUGCUAUGCAAUCACAAUCGUGUCAACUGCUCCGUUCCGUUUGU
This is a messenger RNA of Microstroma glucosiphilum, 1383 nucleotides long. Its product is annotated as putative IDH2-isocitrate dehydrogenase subunit 2, mitochondrial. The coding region runs from base 28 to 1191 and encodes 387 amino acids. The record is from RefSeq and is a predicted model, not a curated record. Gene Ontology annotation, biological process: isocitrate metabolic process; tricarboxylic acid cycle. Lineage: Eukaryota; Fungi; Basidiomycota; Exobasidiomycetes; Microstromatales; Microstromataceae. Gene Ontology annotation, molecular function: isocitrate dehydrogenase (NAD+) activity; magnesium ion binding; NAD binding. Gene Ontology annotation, cellular component: mitochondrion. The transcript is spliced from 6 exons.